GCGUCGUCCGGACCGAUCACAGGGUCUGCGUGUGUUCCUGGCUGCAGCUCAGCAGUGAGGAUAUGUAGCUUCCUGUGUGCUGCCGGGCAGUCCGCGCUCAGUCUGCCGCAUGCCUCUUACCGCCACCAUUACGCAGAGGAAUUCCCUGCUGUCUACACUGCUGCUGGUGCUCGCAUACAGUGAGAGCGUGGGCUAGAGCGAGGAGGAGAGGAGACGAGCUGAAAAGCCACACUGACAGAGGACAGAGCCGGAUUUCUCUUGGGAUUUAAAACAAGGAUGUGCUGUGUUGAUUUCUGUGGAAAACACUGUUUGUGGGAUUUGUUGCUGACCUUUGUGCGAUGGGAUUGCGCACAUAUGUAGAAAGGAACACUGUGUAUCUGUGUGUGUGUGUGUGUGUGUGUGUGAGUGAGUGUGUGUGUGUGUUUUGCACGAGUGUCUGUUCCUGAUGCGGUCAGAACGGGCUAGCCGUGUGUGCAUUGUGGUGUUGGAGGAGGUGGAGGAAGAUGAGAGCUCUUCUUCAUCACCUCCUCCGAUGCACAAUUCAUCUUUUGAUCGCAGAUGUCAUCAUGUGUCUGGAAGGGCUGCUGCUCAGGAUGACAAGCCAUCCCUGCUGAGGGCCAUCUUUAAUGUGGACCCAGAUGAAGUCCGUGCUCUCAUAUUCAAGAAGGAAGAUGUCAACAUUCAGGACAAUGAAAAGCGGACGCCACUUCAUGCUGCAGCAUACCUGGGAGACGCUGAGAUCAUCGAGCUGCUCGUCCUCUCAGGAGCUCGAGUUAAUGCCAAAGACAACAAGUGGCUGACUCCUCUCCACCGAGCCGUGGCCUCCUGUAGCGAGGAUGCAGUGGUGGUGUUGCUGAAGCACAGUGCAGAUGUGAACGCCCGGGACAAAAACUGGCAGACCCCGCUGCACAUAGCAGCUAGCAACAAGGCGGUGCGCUGUGCCGAGGCUUUAGUCCCACAUCUGAGCAACGUCAAUGUCUCCGACCGGGCGGGACGCACCUCUCUGCACCACGCCGCCUUCAGCGGACACGUCGAGAUGGUGAAGUUGCUGCUGUCCAGAGGAGCCAACAUCAAUGCGUUUGACAAGAAGGACAGGAGAGCCAUCCACUGGGCAGCCUACAUGGGUCACCUGGAGGUUGUGAAGUUGCUGGUAUCUAGUGGAGCGGAAGUGGACUGUAAGGACAAAAAGGCGUACACCCCGCUUCACGCAGCCGCCUCCAGCGGCAUGAGCAGCACCGUUCACUACCUGCUGAGUCUGGGAGUCCAUGUGAAUGAGGUGAACGCUUAUGGAAACACACCGCUCCACCUGGCCUGUUACAACGGGCAGGACGUGGUGGUGGGUGAACUCAUCCAGGCAGGAGCCAGUGUCAACCAGGUGAAUGAGAGGGGUUUCUCUCCUCUCCACUUCGCUUCUUCCUCUCGUCAGGGCGCGCUGUGCCAGGAUCUGCUGCUGGCUCAUGGAGCACACAUCAAUCUGAAGAGUAAAGACGGGAAAACCCCCCUUCACAUGGCAGCUACACACGGAAGGUUCUCCUGCUCCCAGACCCUCAUUCAGAAUGGAGCUGACGUGGACGGUGAGGACAAAAGCAGAAACACUGCCCUGCACAUCGCUGCUCGCUUUGGCCAUGAGCUCAUCAUCACAGCACUCAUCAAACAUGGAGCCAGCAUGGUCAAGAGAGGCGUUCAUGGGAUGUUGCCCCUGCACCUGGCAGCUCUCAGCGGCUUCUCAGACUGCUGCAGGAAGCUGCUGUCCUCAGGGUUUGUCAUCGACACCCCUGAUGACUUUGGGAGGACCUGUCUGCAUGCUGCUGCAGCUGGAGGAAACCUGGAGUGUCUGAACCUGCUGCUAAACAUCGGAGCAGACUUCAACAGGAAGGACAACUUCGGAAGGGCUCCGCUGCACUAUGCAUCAGCCAACUGUAACUACCAGUGUGUGUUUGCGUUGGUUGGUUCUGGAGCAAGUGUGAAUGAGCUGGACCAGAGAGGCUGCAGCCCCUUGCACUACGCUGCUGCUGCUGACACGGAGGGAAAAUGUGUGGAGUACCUGUUGAGGAAUGAUGCUAAUCCAGGAGUGAGAGACAAACAGGGUUACAGCGCCGUGCACUACGCCUCGGCUUAUGGACGUACUCUCUGUCUGGAGCUGAUUGCAAGUGUGAGACCUCUUGAUGUGUUAUUGGAGACAUCGGGAGCAGAAGUCCUGAGAGACGUGGAGAGCCAGGCCCCCCUCAGUCCGCUCCAUCUGGCGGCGUAUCAUGGGCACUGUGGAGCCCUGGAGGUCCUCCUGGCGUCCCUGCUGGAUGUGGACGUGCGCAGCCCAGAUGGACGAACCCCCCUCAGCCUGGCGUGCUCGAGGGGGCACCAGGAGUGUGCGUCCCUGCUGCUGCAUCACAGCGCCUCCCCUAUGGCCCGUGACUACAUCCAUAAAAAGACGGCGUUGCAUGCUGCAGCUAUGAACGGCCACCUAGAGUGCCUUCACCUGCUUAUGAGCCACAACAACCAACACAUUAAUGUGGACGCUCAGGACACCAGUGGACAGACUCCUCUGAUGUUGGCCGUGCUGAGCGGACACACAGAGUGUGUGUACUCUCUGCUCAGCCAGGGAGCCUGUGUGGAGACUCAGGACCGCUGGGGCCGGACAGCGCUGCACCGCGGGGCUGUGACGGGUCAGGACGAGUGUGUGGAGGCUCUGCUCCAGCGUGGGGCCGGUGUGUGUGUGAAGGACAUCCGCGGCCGCACCCCCCUUCACCUGGCAUCGGCUUGUGGUCAUAUGGGCGUUCUGAGUACCCUACUGCAGAGCGCCGGUGCAUUUCCCCCUGACACACACCUGACUGACAAUCAGGGCUACACGCCGCUGCACUGGGCCUGCUAUAACGGGUAUGAUGCAUGCGUGGAGGUGCUGUUGGAUCAUGAGAUGUUCAGGAAGAUCAAAGGCAACUCCUUCAGCCCGCUGCACUGUGCCGUCAUGAAUGAUAACGAGGGCGUAGCCGAGAUGUUGAUCGACUCCCUGGGUGACACUAUUGUUAACGCCUCGGACUCCAAAGAAAGGACCCCCCUUCACGCCGCAGCCUUUUCAGACCACGUGGAGUGUGUGUCCCUGCUUCUGAGCCACGGAGCUCAGGCCAACGUUGUUGACACACUAACACACAGGACUCCGCUGAUGAUGGCGGCUCUAAACGGGCAGACCAACGCUGUGGAGGUUCUGGUGAGCAGCGGAAAGACGGAUCUCUCUCUGCAGGAUGUAAACAACAACACGGCGCUGCAUCUAGCUUGUAAUAAGGGUCAUGAAACCAGUGCCUUGUUGAUUCUGGAGAAGAUCAGCGACAGGAACCUCAUCAACUGCACCAACGCUGCUCUCCAGACGCCUUUGCACGUAGCAGCCAGAAUGGGUCUCACAGUCGUUGUCCAGGAGCUGCUGGCUAAAGGAGCCAGUGUGUUAGCGGUGGACGAGAACGGUUACACCCCAGCUCUGGCUUGUGCUCCCAAUCGGGACGUAGCCGACUGUUUGGCCCUCAUCCUCAACUCCAUGAUGCCCACCUCCCCCAUGGUCACCAUCGCAGCCUUACCCGCCCUGUCUCUCACUCAGACCGUCGUCAACCAUCAUCCGAUCUCAAACCACAUCUCCAAAGGUGUUGCCUUCGACACCCCCGCCACUCUGAGACCCGAUCACGCCUCGUACUGCAGGCCGGAGCGGCCGCUGUCCACCGUCUCUGCAGACGAAGAACUGAAUGACUCCGAUUCAGAGACUUACUGAGGGUUUCUGGACAGAGACUUAUAAUUCUGGCAGUUGUGCCAGCCACUCAGGAGCCUUAAUAACCGACAAGAGACUAAACCGUGGAGGAGUAGGUUAGGUUAUUUUAGGUAAGAUCUAAAAAUAGUCUAUUUAAAGCAGACACUUUUCUUAAGGUUCAAACAAGAUGAACUCAAGCGUGUUCUCGCAUCCUUUCACACUUACGCCAGUAUUUUCCUUUAAGGGAGCUCAUACUGAGUCAGGAUGCUCUCCUCUGUGGUUUCACCGGGUUUCCUACAGGAGGGCUUGUUCUGUCCUAGCAUGAUGGUCUAAAGAUGGGACCAGCCGUUAACUCCAAGGUUUAUCGUGACACCGACGACUGUCACAAAUAUUGAAUAGGCUGAGUAGAUGACUGAAAAACCAACUGUUGCUUUGAUCGCAGGAGAGAGAGUCAUUGUUGAAGUCUUUGUAUUUAUUUGAAACGGAGACUAAACAAGAGCUCGGAGCUGCUGUCCAUCUGACCCAGGCGUCUCCUCACCAACAGCCUGGGCAGGAUGGUUGUUCUGCAGUGCUGGAACUAUUUAAUGUCUGGUGGGAACUGGUGGCAGUGUGUGUGUGUGUGUGUGUGUGAGUGUGUGUGAGUGUGUGUGUGUGUGAGAGAGAGAUAUUUCUGAAUAUUGCCUUUUUAGGAAUAUGCAAAUUUGAGACCGAUUGGAUGCUACUUGGUGCAAUGUUUGUAAAGAUUGAGUAACAGAUGAAUAAACGGUUUUGUUUUUAGAAGAAAA
This is a messenger RNA of Nothobranchius furzeri (turquoise killifish), 4512 nucleotides long. RefSeq names its product serine/threonine-protein phosphatase 6 regulatory ankyrin repeat subunit A (gene ankrd28a). The record is from RefSeq and is a predicted model, not a curated record. NCBI's taxonomy places the organism in Eukaryota, Metazoa, Chordata, Actinopteri, Cyprinodontiformes, Nothobranchiidae. Gene Ontology annotation, molecular function: protein binding. Gene Ontology annotation, biological process: protein localization to ciliary inversin compartment. Gene Ontology annotation, cellular component: ciliary inversin compartment.